Eutrema salsugineum is the source of this 798-nucleotide messenger RNA. Its product is annotated as putative cysteine-rich repeat secretory protein 17. The record is from RefSeq and is a predicted model, not a curated record. NCBI's taxonomy places the organism in Eukaryota, Viridiplantae, Streptophyta, Magnoliopsida, Brassicales, Brassicaceae.
AUGUACUCUACCUCGUCGGUAUCAAAACGCCUCGUUUCGGUUCCUAUCUUGGCCGUGAUGGCCAUACAACUUUUCCUUAUACGCAACGUUUCGUCCUUGAACAUGACUAAUGCGUAUCUACAGCACAAAUGUUUUGUCAGUCAAGGGAAAUACAAGCCGGGAAGUGAGUACGAUAAAGGCCUCAUAGAUAUAGCCGAUAACAUCCCUUUAAACAAUAAUUUUAGCAUGGGUUUUGAAUUUAUGUCCAAUGGUGAAGGUCCUAAUUACAUCUCUAUCACCCUUCAGUGUCGUGGCGACUCCUAUGGGCCCAAAUGCCGCUCUUGCUAUUUUACUACACUCUCUGAGCUUCGUAGGAGGUGUCCGAGAUACAAAGGAGGAAUAAUAUGGUACGACCAAUGUCUUUUAGAAAUUUCUACGGUAAAAACUUUCGGGAGGAUCGAUUACGACAACAAUUUCUGUAUGUCCAAUGCGAAGAGAUUUAGUGUCCAAGGUUAUACCAACACUAAGUGGCAAGCACUCAUAAGCAAUCUGACAACUAUAGCCAUCAAUGAAAAAAACCCUUCACCGGUGUACGCGGCGGGGGAGAGGAGGAUCGGGAGGGACAAAGUGUACGGAAUGGUGCAGUGUACGCAAGACAUAUCGGCAAAGGGGUGCGUGGAGUGUCUGACACAUAAUAUGGUGCAUCUUCAGGAUUGCUUGUUUUAUAAACGAGGAGCGAGAGUUAUUGGUAGGAGCUGUAACUUUAGGUAUGAGUUUUACCCUUUUGUUGCUGUUGGUCCUAAUUAUUUGAAGACCUAA